AUGCGUCUUCAACUCCUCUCCGUUCUCAGCCUCCUCCAGGCAGGCGUGUGGGCUGCCCCAACCGCCACCGGCAGCACAGCAUCCUCAACUGCAGCCGCCUGGGACUUCAGAGCCGGGGCAGUCACAGAGUACCCAAUCCACUCCUCCUGCAACAUCACCCUGCGCCGCCAGCUCGAGCGCGCCCUCGAUGAAACCGUCGAGCUUGCCGAGCAUGCUCGCGACCACAUUCUCCGCUGGGGCAACGAGUCGCCCUUCUUCCAAAAGUACUUUGGCACCAACAGCUCGACGGCCAUGCCGCUGGGCUGGUUCAGCCGCGUCGCUGCCGCCGACCGCAGGGACAUGACGUUCCGGUGCGACGACCCGGACAAGAACUGCGCUACACAGGACAACUGGGCCGGACACUGGCGCGGCGCCAACGCGACCCAGGAGACGGUCAUCUGCGGCGCCUCGUUCGUCAAGCGGCGCUGGCUCGACUCGGUGUGCGGGCUGGGCUACACGGUGAGCGCGUCGCCGCUCAACACCUUCUGGGCGACCGACCUGCUGCACCGGGUGUUGCACGUGCCGCGCAUCAGCGAGGGUGUCGUCGACCAUUUCGCCGAGGACUACGAGGGCGUCGUAGAGCUGGCCCGGACGGAGCCGGAGAAGUCAGUCAUUGACAGCGACACGCUGCAGUACUUUGCCAUUGACGUCUAUGCUUUCGAUAUUGCAGCCCCGGGAGUGGGUUGCUCUGGGAACACGGAGUAA
Messenger RNA from Parathielavia appendiculata, 744 nucleotides. RefSeq names its product zincin. The record is from RefSeq and is a predicted model, not a curated record. Gene Ontology annotation, molecular function: zinc ion binding; integrin binding; metallopeptidase activity. NCBI's taxonomy places the organism in Eukaryota, Fungi, Ascomycota, Sordariomycetes, Sordariales, Chaetomiaceae. The coding region runs from base 1 to 744 and encodes 247 amino acids. The transcript has 2 exons. Gene Ontology annotation, cellular component: extracellular region; fungal-type cell wall; cell surface.